CAUAACUCUCACUUUCACUCUGAUUCACUCACCACCCUCAAAUCCAUUGUCGCCAUCGCACAGAAGCAAGCAAGCAGCAGCAGGAUGAGAGGCACCAAAGCCAUGAAGGCGACGGCGGCGUGCAUGCUGCGGCUGGUGCCCGGAAGCGGAGGCUGCCGCGCCUCCACGGCGCAGCCGGCUGCGUCGGUCUCGCUGCUGGAGCGAAUCCGCGACGUCGUGCUCCGGCUCAUCAUGCUGUCGGCCGUGUCCAGGGCCUCCGUGCAGCGCAACACUAAGAGCGGCAAGGCGAAGGCCAGUUCUCCGCGCGCCGGCUGGCAACGGUACUCCGACGCGUCCGUGGCCGAGGCGUGCCGCCGGGACGACUCGAUCCGGAACGAGGCCGUCGAGGACUGCAUCGAGUUCCUCAAGCGGUCUUCGGCCGACGGCGACGCGGCCAAGAUGUCCAGCGUCAGCGUCAGCGCCGCCGAGGGAGUGGCCGCGGACGCCUGCACGGCCAAGAUGUGGUGCGUGACCGCUUCCGACGCCAAGCUGUCGGGCGCAGGCAGCGAGGAAGAGAUGGCGACAUUCGUCGUCGUCGACUUCGAGGCUCGGCGUGAGGCCUCGCCGGGCGCUUGACGUAGAGAAUCAACCUAAGACAGGGGAAAGUUUGUUCGGUUUGUUUAAGGAAUUUUUUUGUACCAUCUUCUGUCAUCUUUUGUGAAUGCCUUCGCUUUGGUUGGUGACAAAAUGCUUGACACAGAUAAGUGGAGCAGUUAAUCGGUGUGCGUGUCAAUCUUUUUAUUUCUUUUGUUUUGUGUUUCUGAUGGGGUU
Messenger RNA from Phragmites australis (common reed), 810 nucleotides. RefSeq lists its product as uncharacterized. Lineage: Eukaryota; Viridiplantae; Streptophyta; Magnoliopsida; Poales; Poaceae. The transcript has a single exon. The record is from RefSeq and is a predicted model, not a curated record. Bases 85 to 615 code for a protein of 176 amino acids.